UGUGUGUGUGUAGAAGCCAACACCUAACUGGCCAUCUUGCGUGAGACCACAGGAUUAGAGGAGCUGACCCAUAGGGGCCUGGAGCCAGAGAUCUGUUCCGGGGACCCACGGGAUCAUGAGGGUCAGUGUCCCUUCCCCAGGACCAAGCAGUGGUACACCUGCCCUCCCUGUCUACACCAGUCUCUAUGGAUAGGCAGCCCCUGCAUGUGAAAACAGCUUACAGCCUCCCUGGUGGCCUCCUCCUACCCAGGACAAUAAGCUGGGGAAGAAUUCUGGAGUAGGGAAGUGAGCAGAGGUCAGCAUUCAGGAGUCUUCCAGGAGGGAGGAGACGGCACGUGAUGGAGGCAGUUUGCCCUCACUGUCCUGUUUUGGAAGGGAUGAAGGUUGGUGAGGAAGACAAAGGGGACAGGGAUCAGACAGAAGGGGAAAGGAGGGAGGGUCCUGGACAGGGAGGAGGCAGAACCACGCUCUCGGUGGCAAGAGGCAGGUGGGAUGCAGAGGUGAGGCGGCUGUCUUCUCCACCUGGGCCAGUUGCCUUUCCAAGCUUUGCCAGGGAUCUGUCUUCCCCACAUCUUGGCCCUGGUCAGCUUCAGGACACACAGGACCCCAGACCAACCCCAGUUCUGGGAUGGCAGGCCUGUUCAGUUGCUGUGUGGCCAGCAAAUAUCAGGAAAUAAUUGUGGAUGCUGGGCUUUGUGUGGGUCUCCUGCCACCGUCUACCAAUCACAUCAAGGAUGGGAGGAGCCACCCUGCAGCUGCCCAGCCUCUAGCUCCACAGCAGCCUCCAAGCCCUGGGUGGGGUCAUGGUCCGUGCACUCCUUAGGACCAAUGUGGAAGAUAAAAGUCCAUUUGUGUACAUUCAGCGAGCCUGGGAAGGUCCCUGUCUACUGAGGGGCCUGCGAGGGCCUGGCUGUCUUGGCCCUGCCUUGCAGAUAUGACAGUGUAGAAAGCAGGUGAAGAGGCUCUGAACCUCCUUCUGGAAGCUCAGGCAGUAAUGGCCAGUUGCCUGUGUGUAGCCACGCCCCUCGUCCCUUUAGGAUAAUGGUGCUCUGCUUAGAGUUAACACUUCUGGCUUUGUUGAUACAAAGGUUGAGGUGGAGGUAAUCUGCUCCCAGGGUGCUGGUGGGGAAGAUCAAUAAGGCAUGUGCUUCUGGAACCCCGGAAACAGGUCGUGCCCCUCCCCUGUUUGUGUAUGCAUCAAAAAAGGUCUGUUACCGGGCCAGAUGCCACAGUCUGUAAUGAUGGGACAAUUCCUGUGUCUUGCACUGCUUAAACACUUAACAUAUAUAAACUCUGUGUGAACUUCAUAUACUGAGCUUCCAAAAAAAGGCUUUCAGGAGGGCAGUGAGAGGACUUCUGAACAGCAAAGUGGGGAAACAGGAUGAGAGGGCACGGACAGGACUGGGCAAGACUAAUCUCAGUUUCUUGGCAUCGAGCAGAGCGUGAACUAGGCUGACUAGAGCAAUCAGGGUCCUGUUCCCAUAGGACCCUGCUCCCAUAAGAAUCCACUUCUGUAGAGUCUGAUCCUAUAGGGAUCCCACUCCCAUAGGACCUUGCUUCAAUAGCACUUUACUCCUAUAGGCUCCUAAAGGUUCUGUGCCCAGGCCCUGUUGUUCCUUCUGGGUAUCAGGUCCUUUUGAAAUACCCAGCAGUCCUCACCUGGCCCUGGUGCUCCUGAGCCCUCUCCUUCUGCAACCAGCUUUGCACUCUCCUGACCCUGGACAGUCAGUAUUGACUCCCAUACUGGUUCUAACACAUAGGGAGCCAUGGAGCUGCCUGGGGGCAGAUAACAAGCUGUGGAGUUUAGGGACAGUCAGGAUCCCUGCCUGGGACAGGUUGUUCUUUGAUAUGAAGGGCCAAUAGAGCAGAUGCGACAGGGGGGGUCUGACUCCCUCAUGUAGACACUUAGAGCAGGUGCUCAGAGGUACAAGAUGGCCCCAGCUGGGCCCAGCAGGCUUUCCCUUUUUUGGCUAGAACCCAAGAGACCCUGUCCUGCCUCCCUCCACACCUUCCUGUCUUGCCACAUUCCCUAGGGAGGGGCACUGGCCAGUAGGCUGUGAAGAAGCAGGUUUCUGAUCUGGCAUUGCCAACAGCAAAGGCAGGCUCUGUUCCUCUGGGACCUGGUAGCUGCUGGCAUGGGCCUUCGGUGGGCUCUUUGGCUGACUUUGACCUUGCCUAAAAUCCUGGAGGGGGAGACCCCAACCCCAACCAUGCAACCAGGCUUUCCUCAGUUGACAAGCUUCCAAAGUGACCAGUUCCAGGGGGAGUGGUUCGUCCUUGGCUUGGCAGGCAACAUCUAUAAGAAGAUGGACAGGGUCUUGCUGAAUCCUUUCAUCUCAUUGUUUGAGCUAAAAAACAACAGCCACAUUCAGGUGACCAACUCCAUGACUCGGGGUAAGCACUGCGACGCUUGGUCUUACAUGCUGAUCCCAGCGACCAAGCCUGGGCAGUUUACCGUGGACAUCAAAGGGUCACGGCCUGGGGCAGACAGUGAGGAGGUGCAGGUGAUAGAGACAGACUAUACCAAGUUCGCCCUGAUGCUGUCCAGCAGACAAACCAGCAGCCAGACCAUCAUCAGGGUCAGUCUUCUGGGCCGAAAAUGGAGACUGCCUUACAAGACAAUCAAUAAGUUCGUCUGCCUGACCAGAGCGCAAAACCUCACGAAGAACAACUUCGUGUUCCCUGAUGUAACCGAUUGGUUAACUGAUCCCAGCGUCUGCUGAAAGGAUGAAGUGGCUCCUGCCAGCCCAGCCCCACACCACCUCUGCUCUCAACACAAAUAAACAUACUGUCUGGGACCCUUGAGUAUGACACUGUGGCCUUGGUGUGGGUAAGAGGCUCUUCCUCUGAGCACCCCCAACCUGGCCUCUCAACCCCAGACUCUAUUGCUCCCCUGACCCCCAGGCUAUGUGAGGUAAUGGGUCAUAGCUGUACCUGACAGAGCUCUGGAGCUGCCGUGGUGGGGUAUUGCUGGGCUAAGGCCCCUGGUGCACCAGGUCCCAUACAGCAGGCAGGAACAGCCAGGGCCUAGAGCGGAAGGAUGUGGACACCUUAGGCUGGGAAAGGAGACAAGGGCACUUCCUCCUCCUAUGAGAUGUGGGACAAGGAGCUCAAGACCACACCUUCAUUCUAGAGAAACUAUUCAGAAAUGGAGAGGUACAGAAAGUCCAAAGCCAUGGGCCUAGAACCUGAGCACCAUUCCCAAACAUACGUACCUGUGAGGAGUUCUCGGCACACCAGUGGUCAUCCUACCCAGCCUACAAGAGCAGCCCUCCCAAGUCUUCAUCUUUGUAAGCUCCACUAUGCGCUGUGGAGGCAAAGCAAGUCAUGACCCAUCAGGAUGCCUGGAGAUAGCCCCAUAGCCUCUGGCCUUGCCAGAGAGCAAAUAGCAUGCAUAGAUAGCCCACUAGAUUUAGGCUUUACCCUCCUAGAGUACUUUAUGGCCCAUGAGUGGGGGAUGUUUAGAAUUCCCUUCCCCUAGGCAGUGGUGUAUGGCCUCAGGUACAUUUCCUGUUGGGCAGGUUGUACAGAAACCAAGCACAUUCUGACCCAAAGCCUUCCCUGAUGACCCCAUUAAGACCAGCUCCUGUGCUAGUCUCAGGCAACACUGUGUGGAGACUUGUAGCUCAGUUCAGCAUCCUGUUGUAUAUCUGACCUCCAGUAGAAACUCCACAAGGGAAACAAGAUCACUUUUAUCCUUAACUGUACCCCAGGUUACAAGAUGGCCCCUGUCACAGAGAAGGUGGCAAAACCUGUCUUGCUGGACAGUUGGAUUGAUAGGUGGGCUGACUGGAAGCUGUGUGGGUAGAUGGGCGGGGUAGAUGAUGGAGGGUGGGCGAAUGGAUAGGUGUGUGAAUGGAUGAACUGGCAUCUCGGACCGGAUAAAAAGGAGAAUGUGAGCUGAAGUCAGCAAUCAUCGCUCUCUGCUUCCUGGCUGUGGCUGCCAUGUGACCAGCUGCCUCCGGCUUCAGCCACGGCUUCUUCCUCCAAGAUGGACUGCGAGCCGAAACAAGCUCUUCCUGUCUUAAGUUGCUUCUUGUCAAGUAUUUUGUCACAGCAAUGAAAAAAGUGAUAAUACAGGCCCCAAACACCA
Nannospalax galili (Upper Galilee mountains blind mole rat) is the source of this 4093-nucleotide messenger RNA. RefSeq names its product lipocalin 12 (gene Lcn12). Gene Ontology annotation, molecular function: small molecule binding. The coding region runs from base 2136 to 2723 and encodes 195 amino acids. The transcript is spliced from 6 exons. NCBI's taxonomy places the organism in Eukaryota, Metazoa, Chordata, Mammalia, Rodentia, Spalacidae. The record is from RefSeq and is a predicted model, not a curated record.